Messenger RNA from Drosophila simulans, 834 nucleotides. Its product is annotated as succinate dehydrogenase assembly factor 4, mitochondrial. Gene Ontology annotation, cellular component: mitochondrion. Bases 98 to 478 code for a protein of 126 amino acids. Gene Ontology annotation, biological process: mitochondrial respiratory chain complex II assembly. NCBI's taxonomy places the organism in Eukaryota, Metazoa, Arthropoda, Insecta, Diptera, Drosophilidae. The record is from RefSeq and is a predicted model, not a curated record. The transcript has a single exon.
CUUGACAUCUUCACUUGAAAAAUAUUUCGUCGUUGGAAAUUGUUUAGCCAAAAACAAAUCUGUAACACAUUUACUAACCAAAAAAUAAAGCCCCCAAAUGAUUAGAUCCUGUCGAGCCCUGAUCUCCAAAUGCGGACUACACAUAAGACGAUGUUCUCUGGCAAAGGCAGCCAGUAGUUUGAAAAAAGAUGAUGUCGAAGAAAUGGAAACACCAGCGAAUAGACAGAGGGUUGAGCUGCCACCGAAUCCCGAGGAAAAACUAAGCAAGCGCUAUCUUGAGUUCCGGGAAAAGCUGCGAUCGGAGGCGCCGCUAGAACCACUGCCCGAGUGUGCACCACAUCCGGCCCACGAAAAGGAGCCCCUGAAACCGUGGCCCAAUAAUACCAAUCCGUAUACCGGGGAAAUCGGUGGACAGGCGGGACCAGAACCCACGCGCUAUGGCGACUGGGAGCGCAAGGGACGAGUCACGGAUUUCUGAGCGGAGUCAUAUCUUCACCUCGACACCUUUUUCUUUGGACAAUUGUGAUUUAUUAACCGUGUUAGCAACAGAAGCACUCACAAUUUGUUACACUGCCGAUGGGCGAGGAAAACUGUGCGCUACAGUAGCCACGGAAUCCAGAUCAAGAUGAGUAAAAUCAAGAUACCCAUACCCAGUGCUGCUUCUGCGAAGGCAUUACAUAAAUUUCUUUGUGUGAUUUCUUUGUGGCUUCUAUCGAGAGGAUUUGUGGAUGGCCAUGCCAUCAAAAUUAAAUUGAUAGCCCUUUCUUUCGCCUCUCGAAGAAAAGGGGUUCUCAGAAUAGAGAGUCGCGACCGAAUCUUCUACUCCCAUUAUUU